UAAAGCCGCCGCAAAAUCAAAGAAAAAGGGCAAUUUAAAAAAAAAAAAAAAAACCACAAGGAAACUCUUCAUUUUCUCCCAAUUUCUUCCAUCCAUGCACUAAAAAAUCAUAGAAAUUUUGAAAUAUGGAGGUACAGUUUUUCAAAUCCAGGUUUUUAAUUUUCUCGGAUUUAUGUAAUUCCCGUUGGAUUUACGCGAUGCGUUUGCAUGAGUCGAUGGAGGGGAAAAACCCUAAGAUAAGAUGAUCCAAUUACUUGUGUUAUCACGACCCUCGUGUUGAUUCUUUGCGGCAUUUUCAAUUGCAGAAUCUGCGUCGGCUGGAUUCAAUCGAGGAAUUCGAGGCGACGUUCGGUUCGUCGAGUUGAAAAAGCAUGCACGGAAAGGACUACCAUUUAACCAUGCACGUCCAUGCAGCUGGAGUAUCAAAUAACUCUCCAUUUUUUUCUUCGCCAAAUAAGGCCAUUUUUCUUUGCCAAUUAAUGCAACAGGAAAAAGCGCACACGGAAAGGACUAGCAUUUAACCAUGCACGUCUUCCUUUUCUCCCAGCCUUUCUUCCCCUCCCAUUAUUCCUACUCUCCUUUCUCCCAAACCAAACCCAAAAACCCUCGUCUCCUUCUCCCCAUUGUCAAAACGAUAAUUCCUCCCUCCAAACCCCUUUCCUUUUCCAAUUUAGACGUGAAUUCCUCUGAUUUUGAUUCUCCUUCCGUCGAAGAUGGCGACGGCGACAAAUUCGAGCCAUCUGUUUCCUCUUCUGAUCAGGAAUUGGUGACUGUAUCGGGAGAUGGCGUUGACAUCGAGAUUGAGAAGAUCGGAAAUAACUCAAGGAGGAUCCGUUCUCGCAUUGGCAUCGAUGCCAGCCUCGAGACGGUGUGGAAUCUGUUGACGGAUUACGAGAGACUGUCCGAUUUCAUUCCCGGCCUCGCUGUGAGCCAAUUGCUGGAAAAGAAAGAAAACUUUGCCAAGCUUUUCCAGAUUGGUCAACAAAACUUGGCUUUUGGGUUGAAAUUCAAUGCGAAAGGAAUAGUAGAUUGUUAUGAGAAAGAUCUCCAGCGUCUUUCCUUUGGUCAAAGGCGGGAUAUUGAGUUUAAGAUGGUUGAGGGAGACUUCCAAACCUUUGAAGGCAAAUGGUCCAUAAUGCAGGCUGACACAGAGAAUUGUAAAGAGGGUGAAUAUUCCAAGGGGCAAGAAUUUCAAACCAUUCUUGCAUAUGUUGUUGAUGUGGAGCCAAAGCUGUGGUUGCCAGUUGGCCUUGUGGAAGGAAGACUUUGCAAGGAGAUUGAAUUGAACCUCACCUCCAUCAGAGAAGAAGUUCGGCGAGCAGUGCUGGGUAUUCUUCCGACCUACUAAUACCAUUAAUAUUUCUUCACUGUUUUUCUUAUAAGUAACAGAUGCAAAAAAAUAAUAAUAAUUUAUUGGCUCUGUAAUUUAUGUUCAGUUGAUUAUUGAUUUUUAAUCUUUUAUUUAUAUGGGGGUUUAAAUAAUGGUGCCACCAAUACUCUGUAUGGUACUCACAUUUUAACAUUUUAUUUGGAAGUAAUUUCUUA
Messenger RNA from Magnolia sinica, 1545 nucleotides. RefSeq lists its product as uncharacterized. The coding region runs from base 524 to 1348 and encodes 274 amino acids. NCBI's taxonomy places the organism in Eukaryota, Viridiplantae, Streptophyta, Magnoliopsida, Magnoliales, Magnoliaceae. The record is from RefSeq and is a predicted model, not a curated record. The transcript has 4 exons.